GAGCUGAAAAAACAACCCUUCAGUUGGAGCUGCAAUCUUGAGUUGAGCGGACGCAUUUUAAACAAGAACUGAUUUUUUUUUUUUUUAAUCUCGCGAAAAAGAACGGAUUUAUUUUAAAACGGAAAAGGUCUCUUGUAAAUCGAUGGGGAGUAAUAGUUUGGGAGUAAUACUUGUCCUAGUCCAGAUUUGGAUUGGAGGAUUUUGUGAAGAAACUGCACAAUGUCGGCCUGGAUUCAGUUCAGACAGUUUUGUCUUCAGUGUCAACAGAGGAGAGCUAGAGAGAGGCAGAGUGAUUGGUAAAGUGAAUUUUGAUGACUGUACUGGACGCAAGGUAGUCCUUCAUACCUCGGAUGAUUCCCGGUUUGAUGUGGAUACAGAUGGAACCAUCAGACUGAAGAGAAGGGUGAAACUGCAUGAUGGGCACAAGAGCUUUGCUGUCCAUGCCUGGGAUACUAAAGGCAAGAGAACCAGCACCAGAGUCACAGUGGAAAAUGAAAAGAGAAGACGGCACUCCCACCAUAGAGACCAUCACCACGAUGGAAAGCAGAACUCUACAAAUGUUCAGAGCAGCAACCAGGUCCUGGUAUUUCCACAAUCUUCUACUGGCUUGAAGAGACAAAAGAGAGACUGGGUGAUUCCACCUAUCAGUGUUUCUGAAAAUGAACGGGGCCCAUUCCCCAAAUUUGUGGUUCAGAUAAAGUCCAAUAGAGUCAAGGAAAUUGCAGUUUUCUACAGCAUAACAGGGCCUGGAGCAGAUGCACCCCCAGAAGGGCUUUUCACAAUUACAAGGACUAGUGGAGAAUUGUAUGUGACCCAGCCCUUGGAUCGGGAGUCUCAAUCUCAAUAUAUUCUCAUGUCACAUGCUGUUGACAUUAAUGGUGCUACAGUUGAAGAUCCUAUGGAGAUCAUAAUUAAAGUUACUGAUCAAAAUGAUAACAGACCAGAGUUCACGAUGAACACCUUUCUUGGCAGAAUAAGCGAGGGAUCACCAGUAGGAGCUGUAGUUAUGAAGGUGACGGCUACAGAUAAAGAUGACCCCACAAUGGACAAUGGUAUAAUUGGGUAUUCCAUCCUAAACCAAGAACCCCAAGAACCCCACUCUCCCAUGUUUUCCAUUAACAAGUCUGGAACCAUUAGUGUGGUUGCAACUGGGCUGGAUAGAGAGAAAGUACCUGAAUAUAAAUUGAUCAUCCAGGCUGCAGAUUUGGAGGGUCGUGGUCUCUCAACCACUGCCACAGCUGUCAUUACUGUAACAGAUCAGAAUGACCAUGCUCCACAGUUUAAAACUGCACAGGAAACUGUUACAGUACCAGAAAACGAAGUGGGUAUAUUGGUGACGAGAUUAGCUGUGACCGAUCUGGAUGUGCCCCAUACACCAGCCUGGAAUGCCAAAUAUACAAUUGUUAAAGGAAACGAUGGAAAUGUCUUCAAUAUCAGCACGGAACAAGGCAGCAACGAUGGAAUUCUCAAAACAGCCAAGGGCCUUGAUUAUGAGACAAGAAGGCAAUACACCUUGUUUGUGACGGUUGAAAAUGAAGAGCCAUUUACCAGUACUCUACCAACAGCCACAGCUACCAUUACAGUUAAUGUAGAAGACGUCAAUGAGGCUCCCAUUUUUAAUCCAGUGGUGAAGAGAGUUGUAGUUGAAGAGAACAUGCCUAUUGGAAAUACUGUAACAGUAUACACUGCAACAGAUCCAGACAAAGAGAUGAAGCAGACUGUAACAUAUCGUAUGGGGAAUGAUCCUGCAGGAUGGCUGGAAAUCAAUAAUAAUGGAGUGAUCAAAGCUAAGCAGCUGAUGGAUAGAGAGUCUCCAUUUGUUAAAAAUAAUACAUAUACUGCAAUGUUUCUGGCAUUGGACAAUGCUAGCCCACCAGCCACAGGUACGGGAACUCUUGUAGUAGAAUUGACAGAUGUGAACGACAAUGGUCCCGAAGUAGUUGAAAGAGAAGUAAGAUUUUGUAACAAGGGAACAAUACCCCAAAUACUGAAUGUUGUAGACAGAGACACUUCGGUCUAUGCUGGUCCUUUUAAGGUACAAGUCCUGCGGGACGAGGAGAAAAACUGGACUGCCACCAUGAAUGAUAAAGGAGAACACAUUAUUGUCACAAUGGCCAAGGAGCUAAAGCAAAAUGAUUAUCUUAUUAUAUUGAGAGUGUUUGACACUGACAACAAAUACCAAGAUAGUAGCAUUAAGGCUAUGGUGUGUGAUUGCAAAGGGGAUGAGUUCUCCUGCCAAGAUAAAAUAAGUGACGCUGGCUUUGGCUUGCCUGCAAUUCUGGGGAUUUUGGGAGCCAUACUUGCACUGCUGAUCCUCUUGCUGGUACUGUUGCUCCUGCUCAGAAGAAGGAAGACCAUUAAAAAGGAGCCUCUGCUUCCAGAGGAUGACAUCCGUGACAAUGUCUUCUAUUAUGAUGAAGAGGGGGGUGGAGAGGAAGAUCAGGAAUAUGACUUGAGCCAGCUACACAGAGGUCUGGAUGCCCGACCUGAUGUCUUCCGGAAUGAUGAGCUGCCAACUGGUAAUGCUGUGCCACAGUUCCCAUACCGUCCCCGGCCAGCUAACCCAGAGGACAUUGGCAACUUCAUCGAUGAUAACCUGAAGGCUGCUGACAAUGACCCCACUGCUCCUCCCUAUGACUCUCUGCUGGUGUUUGAUUAUGAAGGUGGCGGCUCAGAGGCUGGUUCUGUCAGUUCACUGAACUCCUCCAGCUCUGGGGAUGAUCAGGAUUACGACUGCCUCAAUGAGUGGGGCCCCCGCUUCAAGAAACUUGCUGAUAUGUACGGUGGAGGAGAAGACUGAGACCUUGGUACCAACUGACAGCAGUUUUAAAACUGAAUACGUGUAAGUUUGUCUGAAGCCUUCUGUUAUGCAUACAACGCCCACACUGAUGAGAUAUUGGUAUAGAAUAAGUGAGUCUCGAAGAACAGCUUAAAUACUUUGUAUGCUUAUGAAGUUCUCCAACAGUACUUUGUUGUUUUUGAAUCCCAUGAUUUAAGUGUCUUUGCAGGUGAACUUUGAGCUUGUAGCACUGCAUUGACAACUGUAGAUGGUCUUUUGUAUAUGAAAAACUAAGAUUUAACCAAGAUUUAAGCUCUUGCUAGUCAAUAUUAGGGAGUUACUGCAUUGCUAUGGCCUUUUUUUUUUUUUUUUUAAUGUAUACAUAACUUUUACUGCAAGCCAAAAAUGUGUAUAACAGGUGUUCUCAGGAACUUAUUGCUAUAUGCAAAUACUGAAAUAUACAUUUUAUUAAACUGCACAAUUUAAUAAUUACUACUUGGAAAAGUAAACUUGCCGGAUGUGAAAUUGAAAUUUGUCUCACCUGCCAAUGCUUUUAUUUUUGAAGGUGUUCCAAGCUAAAGUCUCUUGUUUUGAUCGUGAAAUGUAUAUCCUUCUUUGUUCAUUAUCACACCAUAACCCUGAAUGGCUAACCUACUGCGAAGAUGGGCUUGGUGAUGAAAAUAUUGUUAGGGUUAAGUGGGUAGUUUUUUAUUUUAUUAUAAAUGCUUAAAGCUCAUUUAUCAGUCUUGUCACCAUUGUGCCAUGAAAAGUACUUUCCAGUGUCAAAAGAUUUGUGCAGCCUAUGGCGGGGGGGGGGUGGGGUGGGCAAAUGCAAACCAGUUAAUUUUCUUUUUCGAACAUUUUUCUAUAUAUAGAUAUUUUGUUUUUAAAUAUGCCAGAUUUACAUAUUUUAUCAAAUGUUGAGGCCAGAUUUGGGAAUAAAAUGUUUGUCAAUUGUCCAACUAAGUUGUAGUUUUAUUUUUGUUUUUAAAUAAACCCAAAGUGUUUCCUGUAA
Messenger RNA from Polyodon spathula (Mississippi paddlefish), 3794 nucleotides. RefSeq names its product B-cadherin-like. Gene Ontology annotation, biological process: multicellular organism development; adherens junction organization; calcium-dependent cell-cell adhesion. The transcript is spliced from 16 exons. The coding region runs from base 143 to 2800 and encodes 885 amino acids. Gene Ontology annotation, molecular function: cadherin binding; calcium ion binding. Gene Ontology annotation, cellular component: catenin complex; plasma membrane; cytoplasm. The record is from RefSeq and is a predicted model, not a curated record. NCBI's taxonomy places the organism in Eukaryota, Metazoa, Chordata, Actinopteri, Acipenseriformes, Polyodontidae.